AUGAGGAGAUGCUUGGAGAGGCAAAUGCAAGAAUUAAAGAAAGAAGGCGUAGACGAGUUGAAGAAAAAAAGGGUGCAGCAAGAAGAUGAUGAACAAGUUGCCAUGGCAAUGGGUAUGCUCGAUCUUUCAAGUCAAGGCCGCCGCCGUGGUUCACAAGUCGGCCAUGGCUCAAACUUUGACAGACAUAGGCAUUCUCGAGUCAUGCAUGAUGUUUGCAAUUACGAUGCAUACUUCGUUCAGAAGUGUGAUGUUGCCGGGGUUUUGGGGCUUCUUCCGGAGUUAUUAUACAAAUGA
This is a messenger RNA of Prunus armeniaca (apricot), 294 nucleotides long. The record is from the annotation of a GenBank genome assembly. Lineage: Eukaryota; Viridiplantae; Streptophyta; Magnoliopsida; Rosales; Rosaceae.